Knipowitschia caucasica is the source of this 1488-nucleotide messenger RNA. The record is from the annotation of a GenBank genome assembly. Lineage: Eukaryota; Metazoa; Chordata; Actinopteri; Gobiiformes; Gobiidae.
AUGGUUUCUUUUUUUUUCUAUGUCUCCCCCCUGGACUGCAACCUUAACGUGGUGGGGGAGUUUGAGUACUCGGAUGAUCCUGGGAGCUAUGCUGUCUGGGGCUUCAUGCCCCUGGUAGGGCCUCCCAUGGCAGACAGGUCUCAGGUGACGAGUCAGACAAAGAGCAGUCCAGAAGACACCAUGGACAGCACAGAUAAGAGAUCAGUGACGUCGCCCGGCAUGGCGCAGCCGGGGCCCCACCCUGGAGCCAGGCCUGGGGUCGGGGCUCGUAUGCGAGCGCCUGGUGGCCGGGCCUUAGCCCACGGGGCCCGGCCGGGCUCAGCCCGAAUGGACGACGUGGGCAGUCCCUCCUGUGGGCCCACCUCUACACACAGCCUGGGCUCUGGAACCCAACUCCUUGAGAGGGGUUGGACGCUCCACUUUUCUGGAGUUUCCCGCGGGGAGAGGCGGCGAGCUGGGGUGGCCAUUCUCAUUGCCCCCCAUCUCAGCCGCCACGUGUUGGAGUUCUCCCCGGUGAAUGAGAGGGUCGCGUCCCUCCGCCUCCGGGUGGGGGACAAGUCUCUCAUUGUUGUGACGGCCUACGGGCCUAACAGCAGUGCAGAGUACCCGGCCUUCUUGGAGUCCUUGGGAGGGGUACUGGACGGUGCACCGCCCGGGGACUCCGUUAUUCUCCUGGGGGACUUCAACGCCCAUGUGGGAAACGCCAGUGACACUUGGAGAGGGGUGAUCGGGAAAAACGGCCCCCCUGAUCUGAACCCGAGCGGUGUUCAGUUGUUGGACUUCUGUGCCAGUCACAGUUUGUCCAUCACGAACACCAUGUUCCAGCACAAGGGUGUCCACCAGUGCAUGUGGCACCAGGACACCCUAGGCCGGAGGUCGAUGAUCGACUUUGUGGUCGUGAGCUGGAUGCGCUGGCAGGGGAAGAAGCCGGUCAGACCUGGCAGACCCAAGCGUAUAGUGAGGGUUUGCUGGGAACGUCUCGCUGAGCCCCCUGUCAGACGGACUUUCAACUCACACCUCCGGGAGAGUUUCUCCCAGGUCCCGGCGGAGGAGGGGGACAUGGAGUCCGAGUGGACCAUGUUCUCUGCCUCAAUCGCCGAUGCGGCGGCUCGUAACUGUGGUCGCAAGGUCUCUGGUGCUGGUCCCGGCGGCAACCCCCGAACCCGGUGGUGGACACCGGCAGUAAGGGAUGCUGUCAGGCUGAAGAAGAAGUCCUAUCGAGCCAUGAUGGUUUGGGGGACUCCUGAGGCAGCUGUCCAGUACCGGCAGGCCAAGCGUGCCGCGGCCCGGGCUGUUGCAGAGGCAAAAACCCGGGACUGGGAGGAGUUCGGAGAGUCCAUGGAGCAUGACUAUCGGUCGGCCUCGAAGAGAUUCUGGCAAACCAUCCGGCGCCUCAGGGGGAAGCAGUUCUUUGCCAACACCAUGUACAGUGCGGGUGGAGAGCUGCUGACCUCGACUGGGGAUAUUGUCGGGCGAGGCAGAGGCUGA